Dichomitus squalens LYAD-421 SS1 is the source of this 924-nucleotide messenger RNA. RefSeq lists its product as uncharacterized. NCBI's taxonomy places the organism in Eukaryota, Fungi, Basidiomycota, Agaricomycetes, Polyporales, Polyporaceae. The transcript is spliced from 5 exons. The coding region runs from base 1 to 924 and encodes 307 amino acids. The record is from RefSeq and is a predicted model, not a curated record.
AUGUCACCGCCACUAAGGGAAUCUCAUUCAAUUGAGGACUUGUUCAAAGCCACUGAAACCCUCCGGGAGGCCACUGGAAAUUUGAAUGGCCUUCAGGGAGAGACCGCUCACGUCGCAAGCGAACUUGAAGCCCUCAAUAAAGAGUCUCUGAAGUUUGACCCGACACGCUUUCAGAACGAAGCCGUUGUCAAGUCUGGGAAAGGAUUUCCCCAGGAGAAAGGAAUGAAGCCGUUCUUGUCUUCGGCAGCUUUCUCUCAGCUCCCCGCAGAUAUGCCAAAGAAACACCGAGAGCUCAACAUUUUGGCCGUCCGAUCCGAUGAAUUCCUGUGGUCAAGCAGCAGCAUCGACCGUGGACUGCAUCUCCUUCCCUCUGUCAUAUAUGACCCCACAGCUCGGUCUGGUAACGGUGGAUGGACUAGGAACGCGGACGUCACUCGAUUUCAGUCAACGACAGCGGAGAAGCAGUGGGAAAUCCUCUAUAAGCACCAUAACGAUUGGUAUUACUAUGGCACCUAUACAUGCGUCGGGAACUCAUCAAUCGACACUGAGGAAGCACAAACAAUCUGUCCAAAGAUGGCUCGUAGCUGCCUCAAUAAGGUCGUUAUUCAUGAGGAACAAACCCCUCCCAUCAUUCACAGGUUCAUCUCUACCUUGUCCGGACAUGGACCCUUCACUUUCGACUGCUUCGGUUUCGAAAGAAUAGGAUAUGAUCACUCCUUCUACGAUGUCCUCUUAUCGCGCAAGAAGGCGCUCCAGCAGAUGUCUUCCAAAUCGAAGAAGGCUUCGAAGCAGAUCCCUUCCGAGCCGAAGAAGCCCCCGAACCGAAGCUCAGCAAAGAGGUCUAAGGAGCAGAAGAAGAAGAGAUUGCGGGAUGGGCAGGGGAGCAAUGAGGGGCCGCCGAAGAAGAAGCAGAAGAAGUCUUGA